Propithecus coquereli (Coquerel's sifaka) is the source of this 4110-nucleotide messenger RNA. It is a transcript of the gene LRP12, whose product is annotated as low density lipoprotein receptor-related protein 12. Gene Ontology annotation, cellular component: microtubule; cilium. Gene Ontology annotation, biological process: cilium assembly. The transcript has 7 exons. Gene Ontology annotation, molecular function: microtubule binding. The record is from RefSeq and is a predicted model, not a curated record. Bases 115 to 2694 code for a protein of 859 amino acids. NCBI's taxonomy places the organism in Eukaryota, Metazoa, Chordata, Mammalia, Primates, Indriidae.
CAGGGAGCAGCCGGGGGCUUGGCGGCGGCGGCGGCGGCAGCGGCGACGGCGUCUAGCCCCAGCUCCUCCUCCCCCUCCUCUUCCAUCUCUUCUCUCUCUCCAUCUGCCGUGGUUAUGGCCGGUCGCUGGAGCACAAAAGAGUCUCCGCGGUGGAGGUCUGCGUUGCUCUUGCUUUUCCUGGCUGGGGUGUACGGAAAUGGUGCUCUUGCAGAACAUUCUGAAAAUGUGCAUAUUUCAGGAGUGUCAACUGCUUGUGGAGAGACUCCAGAACAAAUUCGAGGACCAAGUGGUAUAAUCACAAGCCCAGGCUGGCCUUCUGAAUAUCCUGCCAAAAUCAACUGUAGCUGGCUCAUAAGGGCAAACCCAGGGGAAAUCAUUACUAUAAGUUUUCAGGAUUUUGAUAUUCAAGGGUCCAGAAGGUGCAGCUUGGAUUGGUUGACAAUAGAAACAUACAAGAAUAUUGAAAGUUACAGAGCUUGUGGUUCCACGAUUCCACCUCCGUAUAUCUCUUCACAAGACCACGUCUGGAUCAGAUUUCAUUCUGAUGAUAGUAUCUCUAGAAAGGGUUUCAGACUGGCGUAUUUUUCAGGGAAAUCUCAGGAACCAAACUGUGCUUGUGAUCAGUUUCGUUGUGGCAAUGGAAAGUGUAUACCAGAAGCCUGGAAAUGUAACAACAUGGACGAAUGUGGAGAUAGUUCUGAUGAAGAGAUCUGUGCCAAAGAAGCUAAUCCUCCAACAGCUGCUUCUUUUCAACCCUGUGCUUACAACCAGUUCCAGUGUCUAUCCCGUUUUACCAAAGUUUAUACUUGCCUCCCCGAAUCUUUAAAAUGUGAUGGGAACAUUGACUGCCUUGACCUAGGAGAUGAGAUAGACUGUGAUGUGCCAACUUGUGGGCAGUGGUUAAAAUAUUUUUAUGGUACUUUUAAUUCUCCCAAUUAUCCAGACUUUUAUCCUCCUGGAAGCAAUUGCACCUGGUUAAUAGACACCGGUGAUCACCGUAAAGUCAUUUUGCGCUUCACUGACUUUAAACUUGAUGGUACUGGUUAUGGUGAUUACGUGAAAAUAUAUGAUGGGUUAGAAGAGAAUCCUCACAAGCUUUUGCGUGUGUUAACUGCUUUUGAUUCUCAUGCACCUCUUACAGUUGUUUCUUCUUCUGGACAGAUAAGGGUACAUUUUUGUGCUGAUAAAGUGAAUGCUGCAAGGGGAUUUAAUGCUACUUACCAAGUAGAUGGCUUCUGUUUGCCGUGGGAAAUACCCUGUGGAGGUAACUGGGGGUGUUAUACUGAACAGCAGCGUUGCGAUGGGUAUUGGCAUUGCCCAAAUGGAAGAGAUGAAACCAAUUGUACCAUGUGCCAAAAGGAAGAAUUUCCAUGUUCCCGAAAUGGUGUCUGUUAUCCUCGUUCCGAUCGCUGCAACUACCAGAACCAUUGCCCAAACGGCUCAGAUGAAAAAAACUGCUUUUUUUGCCAACCAGGAAACUUUCAUUGUAAAAACAAUCGUUGUGUGUUUGAAAGUUGGGUGUGUGAUUCUCAAGAUGACUGUGGUGAUGGCAGCGAUGAGGAGAAUUGCCCAGUAAUUGUGCCUACCAGAGUCAUCACUGCAGCCGUCAUAGGAAGCCUUAUCUGUGGCCUGUUACUUGUCAUUGCGUUGGGAUGUACUUGUAAACUUUAUUCUCUGAGAAUGUUUGAACGAAGAUCAUUUGAAACACAGUUGUCAAGAGUGGAAGCAGAACUGUUAAGAAGAGAAGCUCCUCCCUCUUAUGGACAAUUGAUAGCUCAGGGUUUAAUUCCACCAGUUGAAGAUUUUCCUGUUUGUUCACCUAAUCAGGCUUCUGUUUUGGAAAACCUGAGGCUAGCUGUACGAUCUCAGCUUGGAUUUACUUCGAUCAGGCUUCCUAUGGCAGGCAGGUCCAGCAACAUUUGGAACCGUAUUUUUAAUUUCGCGAGAUCACGUCGUUCAGGGUCAUUGGCUUUGGUCUCAGCUGAUGGAGAUGAGGUUGUCCCUAGUCAAAGUACGAGCAGAGAACCUGAAAGAAAUCAUUCUCACAGAAGUUUAUUUUCCGUGGAGUCUGAUGAUACAGACACAGAAAAUGAGAGAAGAGAGACAGCAGGAGCAUCUGGUGGGGUUGCAGCUCCUUUGCCCCAAAAAGUCCCUCCCACAACAGCAGUAGAAGCAACAGUAGGAGCAUGUGCAAGUUCCUCAACUCACAGUACCCGAGGUGGUCAUACAGAUGCUGGAAGGGAUGUGACCAGUGUGGAACCCCCAAGUGUGAGUCCAGCACGUCACCAACUUACAAGUGCACUAAGUCGUAUGACUCAGGGGCUACGUUGGGUACGUUUUACAUUAGGGCGGUCAAGUUCCGUAAAUCAGAACCAGAGUCCUUUGAGACAACUUGAUAAUGGGGUAAAUGGAAGAGAAGAAGAUGAUGACGUCGAAAUGCUAAUUCCAGUUUCUGAUGGAGCUUCAGACUUUGAUGUGAAUGACUGCUCCAGACCUCUUCUUGAUCUUGCCUCAGAACAAGGACAAGGGCUUAGACAACCAUGUAAUGCAACAAACCCUGGAGUAAGGCCAAGUAAUCAAGAUGGCCCCUGUGAGCGCUGUGGUAUUGUCCACACUGCCCAGAUACCAGACACUUGCUUAGAAGCAACUCUGAAAAACGAAACGAGCGAUGAUGAGGCUUUGUUACUUUGCUAGGUAUGAAUCACCUAAGAGAGAUUGUAUACAAGUUGGAGCAAUAUCCAUUUAUUGUUUUGUAACUUUACAAUUAAACUAGUUUUAGUUUAAAAAGAAAAAAAGAUGCAGGGUUAUUUCUUAUUAUUAUAUAUUAGCCUGCAUGGUUAAAUUAACUUGUAACUCUAUGAACUUAGAGUUUACUAUUUUUAGCAGCUAAAAAUGCAUUAUGUGUUCAUAUCGUUCAAUAAUGUUCUUUCAUUUGUUUCUAAUUGUUUUUAUCCUGGUACUGUAGUUCACUGUAGAGAUAUGGCUGCUGAAACUCAUUCGACUGUCAUUUUAUCUACCCUAUGUUAAAAGGUUUGUUUGUGCAAAAUAGUACCUUAUUUUAAUUGAAACUUUUAUGCUUUUGCCAACACAUCUUUUAACAGUAUACUAGAUGUUAAGGUUGUUAAUGUAUAAAAAACCGCUUAUACUCACUUGUGUUUUUAUUUAUAUAACAUUUGUCUCUUAUUGGAUUUCAUCAUAAUAUGAGCUUGUCAAAGGGAAAAAACUUUCUCUAAAAAUUUUUCUUACAUUUAACAUGCAGUGAUGUGAAAUUUAGGUAGAGUUAGAUAAAUUAAUGGCAAAAACAAAACUCUUUUAUAGAUUUUCUAAUGUUGACUUUAAUACUGUAAUAUGGUACAAACCAAAUGGUAAAAUCCCAAGUCAUUUCUUUUGUCAUCUCUAUUAAGGGACAGAAUUAAGCGGACAAAGAUACUCUACUAUGCAUUAAAUCUUGAACUUUAUAAAUAUGUACAAAAAUUGUACAAUAUAAGUUCCAACUGGUAAUGUCUUUCCCUAAUACAGGGUUAUGCUUGUAUUGGACCCUAGGGAUUUGCACUAAAAUUAUAUCAAGGUCUCAGAUGAGUUUAGUGCACAAGCACUAUCACUUUAAAUACUAUUAUUUGCUACCACAAUGACUAUAUAUUUCCAUAGCUUGGGGGAGGGGCAUUUUUAUUACAACUUGAAAUUGCUUUGCUGGUUUCAUAUUUAUUUGUUGUAUUUAAAAAAUACAUUAUUGUAAGAGUGAUUCUUUUUUCAGUAUAUUUUAUUCAUGGGGGGAUCAUGCUAUACUCUUGAAAAGAAAAUUAAGAAAUCAUUUGGAUCGUCCCCCCUUUUUAAGGAGAGUGAAUUGCAAAACCCCACUUAUUUUUUUUAUUGUCAAUUCCUGUUUAUUUAUUCUUUAGCUGUCUAUUUUAGUAGUUUGAUGAUUGAGUAUGAAAAUGUAUUUGUGAUUAUUGCUAUUUAUUAAAUUUUAAGUACUUUGCUGAAUGUCAUUUUAAAGCAUGUUUGAGGUCUUGUGUAUUUGUCGUGUUAUGCUGUCAGGAGGAACUGACUAAAAUGUUUUAGUAUGUAUCAAAAAUUAAAAUGAUUUUUUUUAUUGCCUUGAGGUACUUU